AUGCCCAAAGUCAUAAUCACCCCCUGGAGGGAUGAGUCGGAGUUGCUUGAUGUGAGGUCUAAAUUCUAUCCUCCUUCAUCGGCAUCGCCGUCUCCUCCCUUGUUGGCAGAUCAGCGAUCUGAUGCAUGUCGAAUCGUCGAAGCCUGGAAACUGCGCGGCCAUCUCCCGCACGCUGUGGAAGCCACAGCUUUGCUGACUGAUGCCAUCUUACACGAUGACUCAACCCACAAUUCCGUCUUCUCAAUCAGAGCUACCUAUGCCGCCGCCUUUUCGCGGUUUGUUACGGGCCUCGUAGACACGAAGCUAGGUAGCGGUGGUGGAGGAGGUACGAUGUUCAAUCGUGCCUCGAUGAUUGGCCUGCCGCUCUCUUUUGUGGAGUUGAGGCAUGAGACGGCGCAUCGCGAGUUGCCGUCGCUGGUUUUGUUGAGGGGUUAUACGAAUCGCGCCUUGGAGUGGUUGUGGGAUUAUUAUUGGGUGAGGAUUGAUCAGAGCGCAUCUUUUUCUGUAAAGACAGGGGAGGAUGGGUUGAGGGGACGGGUCAAAGUGUUGCUGCAGCAGUUUUGGCAACAGGCACGAUCGGACAACUCCAGAAAAAGGGUUAGGUCUUUGGCUACGUCUGUCUCGCAGUCAUUGGGUUCGAUUUGCAAGAGCGAUGUCGAGGGAGCCAAGGUUAUAUGCAGGGUUUUACUUGAGGAUGGAUUCCUUGUUCCAGAAAACAGGCAUCUCGCAAGUUCAAUAGAAACUAUAUUCUCGACAUGGGACUCGGUCUUGCAGCCGAUAACAGAUUCAUCCAAAACAUUCCUAACCAUCCUCACCGAAGAAAUGGCAAAACAGUUAUCGAACAAAUCUAACACUCCGGCAACAACAGAAGAUCCUUACCUAGAAGGUGUCUAUUUGUGGUUAGAACAUAUACUGACCUCGGAAACUUGGAUACAAUAUAAACGAUUUCUGUGUUCGACGCCUUAUCUGCGGUUUGCAUGCGAGGAAUGGUCCAAUCACUGGACUAACAUGCUUGCAAAGAUUAUUGCGCAGGAAGCUGAGAGUUCACAAAUUUAUGAUUCACUACCAAUUCAGUCUGUGCCUUCUAUCGACGGUUCUGUGGAACCCCCCCUCGCAGACGAUCUUCAAGCCUCUGGAUGGUCGUACUGA
This is a messenger RNA of Talaromyces marneffei, 1149 nucleotides long. RefSeq lists its product as uncharacterized. Gene Ontology annotation, cellular component: Las1 complex; preribosome, large subunit precursor. NCBI's taxonomy places the organism in Eukaryota, Fungi, Ascomycota, Eurotiomycetes, Eurotiales, Trichocomaceae. Gene Ontology annotation, molecular function: endonuclease activity. The transcript is spliced from 3 exons. The record is from RefSeq and is a predicted model, not a curated record. Gene Ontology annotation, biological process: maturation of 5.8S rRNA; maturation of LSU-rRNA. Bases 1 to 1149 code for a protein of 382 amino acids.